Orcinus orca (killer whale) is the source of this 7602-nucleotide messenger RNA. RefSeq names its product phospholipase C epsilon 1 (gene PLCE1). The transcript has 32 exons. The record is from RefSeq and is a predicted model, not a curated record. NCBI's taxonomy places the organism in Eukaryota, Metazoa, Chordata, Mammalia, Artiodactyla, Delphinidae. Bases 691 to 7602 code for a protein of 2303 amino acids. Gene Ontology annotation, biological process: lipid metabolic process; small GTPase-mediated signal transduction; phosphatidylinositol-mediated signaling. Gene Ontology annotation, molecular function: guanyl-nucleotide exchange factor activity; phosphatidylinositol-4,5-bisphosphate phospholipase C activity.
GCGGGCGAGUUCUGGGAAAGCCCGGCCCAGGGCGGGGGCUCUGCUGCCGCCCGCGUCGCCGUCCGGGCAGCUUGCAGAGCUCUGCGGGCGCGGAGCGAAGGAGCGGCGCCGGGCGGGGGCGCACACGACGACGCGGGACCGGGUGGGCGCGGCGGCGGCGGCGGCGGGCGGCGCGCCCCGGGCUCUGCCUCCCGGGCACUUGCCCGGCUCUGCGCGCUCCUGUCGUCCGCUCCGCCGCUGACACACGGUAGCGAGGACACCCGACGCCGCCAGCGACAGGCGCGUCCCAGAGGGACGCUGCACUUGGGGACUCCGGCGCGACCGGCCAGAAGAGGAAAGGAUACAUUCGAACUGGAUUUUUAAAUCAUUGUAAGCCAGUGAUGAAUCAGAGGUUACAGAAUGCAAUGUCGAAUAAAAGUCUUCGAAAGAAUUGCUUCAAAUGACCAAAGAAAGAAAAUUGAUCUACCGCCUUAAAACCUUAAUCUCGAAGAGCAUACUGCACAUGGUAGGAAGUGAUAACUGGGGAAAUUUAUGUGGCUCUUAAUGCACCUAAAUGAAGGAAUUGUCACUUUGUUUCUCAGAGGGCUUAUACACCUGAGAUUAUUUUAAUAACCCAUAGUUUUAUUAACAUUUUGACAUGAUCACAAACGGGGAGAAACAGCGGUAGCUAAAGCCUGCUCAUUGGUCACGAUGACUUCUGAAGAAAUGGCAGCUUCUGUCCUCAGACCUGUGACUCAGCGAAAAGUGAUAUCUGCUCAGUCGGCUGUAGAUGAAAGUAACGAUAAGGUCUCGGACAUCAGUGUUCCAAAGACGCAUCCUGUCAGGCAGAGCGGGGAGACUUCUCAUACCAUCUCACAACUGACCAAACUUACAGAAGAAUCUUCUGGAAGCAACUUGCCCCAGAUUCUCUCAGUAGCAAGGGAGAAAAUAACGAGUGAUGAGAACAGUAAUGAAGAGUGCUGGGAGAAAAGCAUACCAGACUCUGUGAAAAACCUUAACGUUAACUGCAACAACAUACUGAAAAACCAUCAGUGUGGCCUUCCUCAGAGCCAGUUUUAUGAAACGUGUGAUUCUACCACAGAGGAAGGCCUGUGUUUGGAAACUGGAAUCCCUUCUUCACUGGAAAGAAAGGUGUUCCCUGGAAUUCAACUGGAAAUAGACGGACCUCCCGCGGGCAUUAUUAGUCCAUUAGGAGCUCAAUCAGCCAUCUUAGAGACGGGCAGGGCACACCCUGACAGCAACAUGGCGGUAUUUCACUUUCAGUAUGAAGUUGACAGAAGAAUGUCAGACACUUUCUGUCCCCUAUCAGAUAACUUGAUUUUGGAUGAUUGUGGAAACUGUGUACUACCUGCUGUUGGUGGGGAACAAAAGAACAAUUACAUGGCGUAUACUUGUAAACUGAUGGAAUUGGCAAGUAACUGUGACAGUAAGAAUAGGCAGCUGCAGUAUGAUCAUUGUGACCCCUUGAAUGACAAAUACUUGUGCUUUGAAGGCUCUUGCCCGAAGGCCGAUAUAGUAUGUUCAAGUGACAGCUUUUGCGGGGAGGAUUUUAUGGACAGUCCACCUGCCAAGACCUUUCUGAGUCAUUUUGAGGACUUCCCUGAUAAUUGUGAAGAUGCAGAAGAAGAUUUAUUCAAAAGCAAGAAGGAGCGGUCCACUUGGCUAGUGAGGAGAUUUUGUAAAAAUGACAGGGAAGUAAAGAAAUCUGUAUACACUGGGACAAGGGCAAUUGUGAGAACUCUGCCUUCCGGUCACAUUGGGCUGGGGGCUUGGAGUCACGUUGAUCGGAAGAGAAACGGUCUCUUACUGCCUUGUGGGAGAGUCAUGGAACGGCUGUCAACAGUGGUGACGAGGCAAGAUGGGGGCCAGUGUCCGUCAGAAGCCCAGUGGUAUCCGAUCUACAGUGCAGUGAGAAGGGGAGAAGAAACAGAAGAGACAAUUAGAUCUCUUCUCCAUUUCUUCACAAAGCUCCCAGCCUCUGAGACAGCCCAUGAAAGGAUUAGCAUUGGUCCGUGCUUAAAGCAAUGUGUCCAAGACACUGUUUGUGAGUAUCGUGCCACCCUCCAAAGGACUUCCAUAUCUCAGUACAUCACCGGCUCUCUGCUAGAAGCCACCACAUCUUUAGGAGCAAGAAGUAGCCUUCUCAGUUCUUUUGGAGGAUCCACCGGACGAAUGAUGCUGAAAGAACGCCAACCAGGCACCUCGAUGGCCAAUUCCAGUGCCCUCCCUUCAAGUUCAGCUGGGAUCAGCAAGGAACUGAUUGAUCUGCAGCCCCUCAUCCAGUUCCCAGAGGAAGUUGCCAGCAUCCUGAUGGAGCAGGAACAGAAUAUUUACCGAAGGGUCUUGCCGGUAGACUAUCUUUGCUUCUUGACCCGGGACUUGGGCACUACGGAAUGCCAGAGGCCCCUGCCCUGCCUCAAAGCGUCCAUCUCAGCAUCCAUUCUUACCUCCCAGAACGGAGAGCAUAAUGCCCUUGAAGAUCUUGUGAUGAGAUUUAAUGAGGUGAGCUCCUGGGUGACAUGGCUGAUCCUCACGGCGGGCUCCAUGGAGGAGAAGCGGGAAGUCUUCUCGUAUUUGGUGCACGUGGCCAAAUGCUGCUGGAACAUGGGCAACUACAACGCCGUCAUGGAGUUCUUGGCUGGCCUCAGGUCAAGAAAAGUUUUAAAAAUGUGGCAGUUUAUGGACCAGUCUGACUUGGAGACGAUGAGAAGCCUGAAGGACGCCAUGGCCCAGCAUGAAUCUUCCUGCGAGUACAGGAAGGUGGUGACUCGGGCGCUGCACAUCCCCGGCUGUAAGGUGGUUCCGUUCUGCGGGGUGUUUCUGAAGGAGCUCUGUGAGGUGCUUGAUGGAGCCUCUGGCCUCAUGAAGCUUUGCCCGAGGUACAAUUCCCAAGAAGAAACUCUAGAGUUUGUAGCCGAUUAUAGUGGACAAGAUAAUUUCUUACAACGAGUGGGACAGAAUGGCUUAAAGAAUUCAGAGAAGGAGUCCACCGUCAACAGCAUCUUUCAGAUCAUCAGAAGCUGCAGUCGAAGUCUGGAGACAGAAGAGGAGGACAGCCCCAGUGAGGGGAGCAGCGCUAGGAAAAAUUCCUUGAAGGAUAAAGCCCGAUGGCAGUUUAUAAUUGGAGAUUUGUUGGAUUCUGAAAAUGACAUCUUUGAGGAGCCCCAAGAAUGCGACCCUCACGGAACAGAAGAGCCACAGAAGGCCUUUGACCAUGGGACAGAGCUCAUCCCCUGGUACGUGCUGUCCAUCCAAGCUGAUGUGCACCAGUUCCUGCUGCAGGGGGCCACGGUCAUCCACUAUGACCAGGACAUGCACCUCUCUGCCCGCUGCUUCCUCCAGCUUCAGCCUGACAAUAGCACCUUGACCUGGACAAAGCCCACCACUGCUUCCCCAGCCAGUGCUAAAGCAAAACUUGGUGUGCUUAGUAACACAUCCGAGCCUGGCAAAUUCCCAUUACUGGGCAAUGCUGGAUUAAGUGGCCUGGCAGAGGGGGUCUUGGAUAUGUUUUCAGCAAAGGCUGUGUACAUGGGACACCCUGGCAUUGAUAUACACACUGUGUGUGUCCAGAACAAACUGAGUAACAUGUCUCUCUCAGAGACUGGUGUGACACUGCUCUACGGGCUUCAGACCACGGACAAUAGAUUAUUGCACUUCGUGGCACCAAAGCACACAGCUAAAAUGCUCUUCAGUGGAUUGUUGGAACUCACGAGAGCUGUGAGAAAGAUGAGGAAGUUCCCUGACCAAAGACAGCAGUGGCUGCGGAAACAAUACGUCAGCCUCUACCAGGAGGAUGGACGAUAUGAAGGCCCAACUUUGGCUCACGCUGUGGAGUUGUUUGGCGGCAGACGAUGGAGUACUCGAAACCCCAGUCCCGGGACAUCAGCAAAGAGUGCUGAUAAGCCCAACAUGCAGAGAAACAACACCUUGGGUAUAAGCACCGCCAAGAAAAAGAAGAAAAUCCUUAUGAGGGGUGAGAGUGGAGAGGCCACCGAUGACGAGAUGGCCACCCGCAAAGCCAAAAUGCACAAAGAGUGUCGGAGCCGGAGUGGUUCUGACCCUCAAGAAAUUAAUGAACAAGAAGAAUCAGAGGCGAAUGCCAUCACGAGCUCUCCUAACCCUCUCCCUUCCAGAAGAGCCCACUCUUUGACCACGGCUGGGUCCCCUAACUUGGCUGCCGGGACGUCAUCUCCCAUCAGGCCAGUGUCCUCCCCUGUGCUGUCUUCUUCAAACAAGAGCCCGUCCAGUGCUUGGAGCAGCAGCAGCUGGCAUGGGCGGAUCAAAGGAGGAAAGAAGGGCUUUCAGAGCUUCAUGGUUUCAGACAGCAGCAUGAGUUUUGUGGAGUUUGUUGAGCUGUUCAAAUCAUUCAGUGUGAGGAGCCGCAAGGACCUGAAGGAUCUCUUUGACAUCUAUGCCGUACCCUGCGACCGAGCCGGCUCCACGGCGGCCCCCCUCUACACCAACCUGACCAUUGACGAAAACACCAGUGGUCUUCAGCCUGACCUAGAUUUGUUGACCAGAAAUGUCUCCGAUUUGGGGUUAUUCAUUAAGAGUAAACAGCAGCUGUCCGACAACCAGAGGCAGAUAUCUGAUGCCAUUGCUGCUGCAAGUAUCGUGACAAAUGGCACUGGGGUGGAGAGCACAUCCCUGGGCGUAUUUGGAGUUGGCAUCCUCCAGCUCAAUGACUUCCUAGUGAAUUGCCAAGGAGAACACUACACUUACGAUGAAAUCCUCAGCAUCAUCCAGAAGUUCGAGCCUAGUGUUAGUAUGUGUCAUCAGGGCCUAAUGUCGUUUGAAGGAUUUGCAAGGUUUCUGAUGGAUAAAGAUAAUUUUGCCUCGAAAAAUGAUGAGUCACAGGAGAACAUUAAAGAAUUGCAAUUGCCCCUCUCCUACUAUUACAUUGAAUCUUCACACAAUACCUACCUCACAGGCCAUCAACUCAAGGGAGAGUCCUCAGUAGAACUCUACAGCCAGGUCCUCCUGCAAGGCUGUAGGAGUGUAGAGUUGGACUGCUGGGACGGAGAUGAUGGGAUGCCCAUCAUUUAUCAUGGACACACCCUGACAACCAAGAUCCCCUUCAAGGAAGUGGUUGAAGCCAUCGAUCGCAGUGCCUUUAUCAACUCUGACCUCCCCAUCAUCAUAUCUAUUGAGAACCACUGUUCAUUGCCUCAGCAACGAAAAAUGGCAGAAAUUUUCAAGACUGUGUUUGGAGAAAAACUGGUGGCUAAAUUCUUAUUUGAGAGUGAUUUCUCAGAUGAUCCAAUGCUUCCCUCACCUGACCAACUCAGGAGGAAAGUACUUCUCAAAAAUAAGAAGUUAAAAGCCCAUCAGACACCGGUGGAUAUAUUAAAGCAAAAGGCUCAUCAGCUAGCAUCCAUGCAAGCUCAGGCUUAUAAUGGUGGCAGUGCCAACCCUCCACCUGCUAAUAACGAAGAAGAGGAAGAUGAAGAGGACGAAUAUGAUUAUGACUAUGAAUCCCUCUCUGACGACAACAUUCUAGAAGACAGACCUGAAAAUAAAUCAUGUAAUGACAAACUUCAGUUUGAGUAUAAUGAAGAAAUCCCCAAGAGGAUAAAGAAAGCAGAUAACUCUGCUUGCAACAAAGGAAAGGUUUAUGACAUGGAACUGGGAGAAGAAUUUUAUCUUCCUCAGAAUAAAAAGGAAAGCAGACAGAUUGCACCAGAGCUUUCUGACCUUGUCAUCUAUUGCCAAGCAGUAAAGUUUCCAGGCCUGUCAACUCUAAAUGCAUCUGGCUCUAGCAGAGGAAAAGAAAGGAAAAGCAGGAAGUCCAUUUUUGGCAACAAUCCGGGCAGAAUGAGCCCCGGGGAGACAGCAUCACUUAACAAAACAUCUGGAAAAAGUUCCUGUGAAGGAAUGCGACAGGCCUGGGAGGACUCGCCUUCCUCUGUCAACCCAGCCACGUCCCUCAGCGCUAUCAUUAGAACUCCCAAAUGCUACCACAUCUCCUCGCUGAAUGAAAACGCCGCCAAGCGUCUGUGUCGCAGGUGUUCUCAGAAACUGAUCCAGCACACUGCCUGCCAGCUGCUGAGGACGUAUCCGGCUGCCACCCGCAUCGACUCGUCCAACCCCAGCCCCCUCCUCUUCUGGCUCCAUGGGAUACAGCUCGUGGCGCUCAACUACCAGACAGAUGAUCUCCCUUUACAUUUAAAUGCUGCCAUGUUUGAGGCCAACGGUGGCUGUGGUUAUGUUCUGAAACCCCCAGUUCUGUGGGACAAGAACUGUCCCAUGUAUCAGAAGUUUUCUCCCUUGGAAAGAGACCUGGACAACAUGGAGCCUGCCAUCUAUUCUUUAACUAUUGUCUCUGGGCAGAACGUGUGCCCGAGUAACAGCACGGGAAGCCCGUGUAUAGAGGUCGACGUCCUGGGCAUGGCCCUGGAUAGCUGCCACUUCCGCACGAAGCCCAUCCACCGCAAUACUCUGAACCCCAUGUGGAAUGAACAGUUCCUCUUCCGGGUUCACUUUGAAGAUCUCCUAUUUCUUCGUUUUGCCGUUGUGGAGAACAACAGCUCGGUGGUAACUGCGCAGAGAAUCAUCCCCCUCAAGGCUCUAAAGCGAGGAUAUCGACAUCUUCAGCUGCGAAACCUCCACAAUGAAGUCUUGGAAAUCUCUAGUUUAUUCAUAAACAGCAGGAGGAUGGAAGAAAAUUCCUCUGGCAAUACUAUGCCAGCCUCUUUGAUGUUUAAUACAGAAGAAAGAAAAUGUUUGCAGAUUCACAGAGUCACAGUACAUGGGGUCCCAGGUCCAGAGCCCUUUGCUGUUUUCUCCAUAAAUGGAGGCACCAAGGCAAAGCAGCUUCUCCAACAAAGUCUGACCAUUGAUCAAGACACCAAACCUAUUGCCACAGACUAUUUUUUAAUGGAAGAAAAAUAUUUUAUAUCUAAAGAAAAGAAUGAAUGUAGGAAACAACCGUUCCAGAGACCCAUUGGUCCAGAAGAAGAGAUCAUGCAGAUUUUAAGCAGCUGGUUUCCAGAAGAGGGAUAUGUUGGCAGGAUUGUCUUAAAAACCCAGCAGGAGAACCUGGAAGAGAAGAGCAUCGUUCAAGAUGACAAGGAGAUGAUCCUGAGCUCAGAGGAGGAGAGUUUCUUUGUCCAGGUGCACGACGUUUCUCCCGAGCAACCGCGGACAGUCAUCAAGGCGCCCCGCGUCAGCACUGCGCAGGACGUCAUUCAGCAGACCUUAUGCAAAGCCAAAUAUUCCUAUAGCAUCUUGAGCAACCCGAACCCGGGUGAUUAUGUGCUUUUGGAAGAGGUGGUGAAAGACACUGCCAACAGGAAGUCUUCUACCCCAAAGUCCUCCCAGCGUGUCCUUUUGGAUCAGGAGUGUGUUUUUCAAGCUCAAAGCAGGUGGAAAGGUGCAGGAAAAUUCAUCCUUAAGCUAAAGGAACAAGUGCAGGCAUCCCGAGAAGACAAAAGAAAAGGCAUCUCUUUUGCAAGUGAACUCAAGAAGCUCACCAAGUCGACUAAACAGCCCCGAGGACUCACAUCACCUUCUCAGGUCUUGACCUCCGAAAAUGUCCAAAACAAGGAGGAGAAACCUGUGGGCGGCUUGUCCUCCAGUGACACGAUAGACUAUCGACAGUGA